ACAGACAAAAUGAAUGUCUAUGGAUGGUCACUCGACGCGACGAACAGGCAAAACUGGCUGGCAGUCUGUUGCCGCAGUUGCAGUGGAGGGUUGAUACGUCAGUACAUGUUGCUUAUUUGUCGUGAAAAUGCAGUGAAUGGAGUGUUUUUAUAUCAACAUUGUGACUGAAAUUCAUGCUGAAUCUCAACUAGAGUUAUUGGUGAUUGCAGUGGAGUGUGUAAUUGUGAAUUUAAGUGAACGUUAUUGUGUUUAAUUGUGACCUAAAACGGUGGAAGGUGCGAUUAUUUCAAGUUCGCCGGCUUAUCAUGUUAUGGAAAUGGUGUUGGUUCAAAAAAGAUGCCGAUCAUGCAGACUGACGGGUUCGGAGCCGCGUUACGCUAAAGAACAGUUUUAAUAUCAAGUUCAGUGGAGUUUGAAAUUAGAAGCACUACAUUUUGAUGCUUUCUGUGAUUUAAUUUUAAAAUGCGCCAUUGCGAUUAGCUAGCGCGCACGACGCGCUCGUGAUUAGUGAUGUGGUGUGUCCAUUGUGGAUAUCGAUAGUCCAAGAUGGCGACGAUGGAUCUUACAAACGAAGUCGUCCGAUUAAGGGCGGAGCUGGAGAAAGUCUCCCAGGAACGGGACAUGUUGCUGUGCGAAGUCUCAAAUUUGAGACGCGAAUUGGAGUUGAGCGAGUUGAAACAUCUACAAGAUGACAGCUUCUCACAAAAGGUGGACGAGGAGGAAUCCAGUGGCGGCGUGGCUCUACAUCCACCGGACGGUUUCUACUCGCACCAGCACUCGCUGCAUAGCCACCAUGGACACCCUGAGCCAGACAGGGGGUACAUGGAGGGCAACAGAUAUGUUACUGCUGUCCACCGGCCCAUGCCAGCAUUGAACCACUCUAAUUCGUCAUGCUCUUCUGCUUCGAACGCGUCAACAGGCGCAGGUCUGUGCGCGGGCACGCAGGAACCGCCGCCGCCUCUAUACAUCGCCGCACCGCCGGAGGGAUUCGGUUUGGCAGUGCAUACCAACAGGCGUGGCACAGAUGUAUCCAUCAUUGGGACUACUGGGAUAACGCAAAAAGACCCGAGCUUGCCCCAAAAACGGGGCAAAUUGAUUAGAGGUCGCUAUGAAAUGUCACAAGACCUCCUCGAUAAGCAAGUUGAGAUUCUGGAGAGGCGAUACGGGGGUCUCAGGGCCAGGAGGGCGGCGGUAACCAUCCAGAGGGCGUUCAGAAGACGCCAACUGCUGAAGAAGUUCAGUGCCAUCACAGCUAUGGCCAAGGCCGCAGACUCCACAGCGAGGAGGAUGCAAGAUGGCCCUGAUCACGUUCAACUAGUCAAUGGUACAGAUAUAUACGCAAACACGUUACUACAGAAAAGCCCAGCGGGUGCUGAAAAGAUGCUCGCGUUGACACGACCCAUGCGGUCUAUGUCGCUUAGAGAACGUCACGACAUGGAUAUGAGUAACCAUCUCCAAUACGAGACGAAUGAUGUAGAAGCGAUGGUGGCUCGAGUCCAGCAGUCAGCUCAUCAGAUACACAUGAUCGCAUCAGAUAUACCGCCACAUCAUCGUGGCGAUACUGACAGUGGGGUGUGCAGCUGUUCAGUGAGCGGUUCCGUUACCAAUAUAUCGACUUCCUCGUCGCACAAUGAAUCUCUACAUAACCAUCAAUUGCUUAAUAAUACUGGUCCUAUAUACGGUAACCUCUUGUCAUCUGGUGGUAAACCUCUGUCGUCUCCAACUGCGCGGCAGCAACAGCAGCUAGCGGCAAUACAGGCGGCGAAUGCUCGACGAUUACCGCCCGAAGUACCAAAGAGAACAAGCAGUAUUACACUAAAUGCGGAGAGUCCAGUAUCGUUACGUCGCGCGGAAUGCGGCGGCGCUGUAGUGAGAGGCGGUUCGAUGUCCUCCGUGCAGUCUUCAUCAUCAUCAUCAUCUCAAGAACAUCGCCAUCACUAUCACCAGCCUUACCAACCCAGGGCGCCGGAACCGCACGUCCACAUCCAAGAGCAGCACUUCCAAGCCCACCAAAGGACAGCAUCGGGUACCGUGUAUGAAGGAGUGGAUCGCUACAGCGUGUGGAAGCGGCAGGACGCGCCCCCCUACUACGAGGCCCCGCCCCCGCCCCCCGCCGCCUGCUGCCGCCUCCCGCACGAACACGCCCACCAGCCACUCAAGGUUUCUGAAACGGUUCGCAAGCGGCAAUAUCGUGUCGGUUUAAAUCUGUUCAACAAGAAACCGGAACGGGGCAUAGCGUACCUAAUCGCUAGAGGUUUCUUAGAGAACUCCCCUAGAGGCGUAGCUAGAUUCCUCAUUACCAGGAAGGGACUGAGCAAGCAGAUGAUUGGAGAAUACUUGGGCAAUUUGCAGAGUCCAUUCAAUAUGGCAGUCUUAGAGUGUUUCGUGAACGAGCUUGAUCUAUCCGGUAUGGCGGUAGAUGUCGCCUUACGAAGAUACCAAGCCCAUUUCCGGUUACCGGGCGAGGCGCAAAAGAUAGAAAGACUAGUGGAAGCUUUCGCGAGGCGUUACUGUGUCUGCAAUCCGGAUUUUGUGCAGCGAUUACGUACACAGGACACGAUAUUUGUCUUGGCGUUUGCCAUAAUAAUGCUGAACACAGAUCUCCACACACCGAACUUGAAACCAGAAGCUCGUAUGUCACUAGAUGACUUUGUACGAAAUUUAAGAGGAAUCGACGACUGCGGAGAUAUAGACAGAGACAUGCUCGCCGGUAUAUACGAUAGAGUGAAAUCGAGCGAGUUCAGACCUGGAAGCGACCAUGUCACGCAGGUGAUGAAAGUCCAAGCCACGAUCGUCGGUAAGAAACCACAUCUCGCCCUGCCACACCGACGGUUAGUCUGCUACUGCAGACUUUACGAGAUACCUGAUAUUCAUAAGAAGGAACGCCCUGGUGUACAUCAGAGGGAGGUGUUCCUAUUCAAUGACCUGUUAGUGAUAACGAAGAUAUUCAGCAAAAAGAAGUCAUCGGUGACAUAUACAUUCCGUCAGUCAUUCCCGCUCUGCGGAAUGAGUGUCAACCUGUUCUCUGUGCCACAUUAUCCGUUCGGGAUUCGUUUGUCGCGACGCGUGGAUGGCCGCCGAUUGGCGACGUUCAAUGCUCGCAACGAACACGAUCGUUGCAAGUUCGCGGAGGAUCUGCGCGAGAGUAUCGCGGAAAUGGACGAUAUGGAAGCGAUGAGGAUCGAAGGGGAACUGAACAGGGGCAAAGGGAGAACCGGCGGGAACAAUAGGAACGUUAUGGAGAAUCGGGAUAGUGGCGUCGCAGACGUAGAGAUCGAUCAUCAGCAGUGCAUGGAUCACAUGCACGUUCAUGGUGUGGUGGUUCCACCUCCACCGUCCGGUCCGGCUCCGUCGGCACCAUCUCGUCUCCCGCACAACCCACCGCCUACUACCAUCAUCAAGAGGAACGUACUCUCCAACUCUCUAGUCGACAUUAACGACCCAGUCGCUUUAGCGGCCGAGCGUCUUCAACGGCGAGGCUCAGUGGGAUCGUUGGACAGCGGUAUGUCUGUCUCGUUCCAGCACGGCAGCAGGAACGCUUUACACGCCACCUCGCCAAGACAUCCCGGAGAACAACGUUCGCCUGGUCGACUCUUUGGUGGUAUAUUUCCUGGACGACAACGCAAACUGAGCGCCUCUGGUGUCCCAGAUUCGAAACACGGACAAGUCGGCAAGAGCACGGAAGUAUAAAUUUGACAAUCCAAUGAAACUCAAAAUUUGAUUUUUUUUGAGACGCGAUUUCCAUUAAAGAAGGAAUCUAAAGAGUCUAAGGACUAAUUAUUCAUUUACUCUGAUAAAAUUCUGGUUUUUGUGAUGUUCACACAAGAAAGGAUAACUAAUCAGUAACGUUGUUUUGAUGAAUAUUAUUUUAUGAUGGUAGACAUCGACAUUUAUGAGAAACGGACUUUAUGCGAAUGUAUUAAGAUUCAAUAUACAUCGACUAACACGUGAACAAUUUUCGAGCUGGUUUCGAAAAGCUAUAUUUAUGAUUACUAUUGAAGCGACAUAGCUUUUUCUUUCAAUAUAAUUAUGAUAUGACAAAGGAUGGUAAUGAUUUUUGUAGGGGCAGUCCAAAUCUAACAGAAGACCUGUCAAUACUUGUUGAUUCCUCGGAGUGCGUUAUUCUGUUAUAAAAAAGCUGUCAUAGUAAUGAUGAUCUAUUAAAAAAAUCUUGAAAAGGUAAAGGUCAAGGGUUUUAUUCAAUUGAAACUGGUUUUUUAUUGUUGCUGCUGGCUGGUUCGAGGCUGGUUUUAAUAGAAUAGCAACCCAUGUUUAUCGCAGACAAUAGGACGCAUUACCGCAACUUUGUCGCUUUGUUGCAGUACUUAGUACUGUUUACUUCAUAUACUAGUCUAGUACAAACGUUUCACAGAAUAAGUAAUAGUGAGCAUGGAAAUUUUAUCAAACUAUACUUCAGCGCUGCAUUUUAAUGUGCGAAAAACAAACGAACUAACUAAAUGAAAAAGUUGUUUUAUUUACUCCAUGUUCUAAUGUUGAAAUAUAACUACGAGCUUUGUCUAAUAUUUCCAAUUACCCGACACAAUUACGUACGUGAGUCACUUGACCAAUCUUCUGUCAGAUUUGCAUGAGCCCAUAAUGUUAUACAUUAAAUGUGGUAACAUUAAAAUUUAUAUAAUUCUCUAUAGUCUUCCGAUUUAGAGAAAAAGACUUAACUAGAUAUUCAUUACACUAUUGUGAACUGUCGUCGAAACAUUUUCGUAUUUGAAAAUGUAAAUUUUUGUUAUAAUGUUUUAUUUUUUUACUGUGCCAUCUUUCGAUAUUUGAAAUGAAACUAUCCUAUAGAAAUAAUAGUAAUAUUAUUUGUUCGAGUGCCAACUGAAACAUUUUUGGUACUUUAUUAACAAGUAGCAUUUUCUUAAAAAUAUAGGACAUAUAGUUACAUUAAUAUAACGGUUUUACGGGAGAGGUGAAUGGGAUCAGGCGGAUUUUGGUAAUAUUUAAAUACGGAAAUGGUCAAACAAUAUAUUAGAAUUGUCGAAGAUGGAAAAUAAUAUCGCUAAAUAUAUAUAUCUGUCAAAAAAUUUGAUAUCAAAUGCAUAUUCAAGUUCUUUAAAAAAUAAUUUUGCCUUUACAAAUGGCGGGUUGUAUAUUUCGAUAACGUAAACUAAAUAUUGGGUCCAUGUUAUUGGAAGUAGGGUAAUAUAGCAGCUGAUUUUCAUAAAUAACAGCACUACCUUCGAUAGUGAACUAAACCAACCGUUAUUGGUUACAUUAUACGCCAACUUAUUGGAUACAUUGCAUCUAGAAACUUACUAUAGAUCG
This is a messenger RNA of Diatraea saccharalis (sugarcane borer), 5283 nucleotides long. Lineage: Eukaryota; Metazoa; Arthropoda; Insecta; Lepidoptera; Crambidae. The record is from the annotation of a GenBank genome assembly.